Messenger RNA from Colletotrichum navitas, 847 nucleotides. RefSeq lists its product as uncharacterized. The record is from RefSeq and is a predicted model, not a curated record. The transcript has a single exon. Lineage: Eukaryota; Fungi; Ascomycota; Sordariomycetes; Glomerellales; Glomerellaceae. Bases 77 to 634 code for a protein of 185 amino acids.
AGAAAGAGAGAGAGAGUGUGUGUGUGAACAAACAAACAGCUAACCUCCCGUUGUGCGUCCUGCGCGAACGCGUGCCAUGGGCCCCGUUUGCUGCGAAACGCACACUCGCAUCAAUCUAGUCGUAUCCUGUACCGCAGCCCUGUUCCUCAGCGGCUAUGUAAUCCAACAGCGCACCCUCGGGCAGCUGCGUCAGGCCAUCAAGCCCGAGUCGAGGUCCUCGCCCAAGGCGUCGUAUUACGUGCCCGAACACCUCAAGGCCGCCGACGGCGCAGGGAAACAGGACCAGAUCAUCAUCGAGGUGAAGCCCACGGUGCCCGAGCGGCAGAAACAGCAGCAAGACAAGAAGAAGGCCGGGCAAAAGGCGGCCGGGUGGACGUCCGACAUGUGGCAGAAGAUAACGAGCUCGUCGGAAAAAGAAGAAAAGGGCGGCGUCAGCAAAGAAGACCUGGAGAACAUGGACGAGAGGGAGAGAAACAUUGAGGGAUGGAAGGUCAAGGACCAGAAGAACCCGGACCCCGAGGCGUCGAACCAGAAGCCCAUCAGUCGCGCCGAGAGGCGGAGGCUAAUCAAGGAAGAGCUGAGGCGGUUGGCGGAAGGGCAGGAGAAGGUCUACUACCAGAGACGACUGUGGUAGAAGGGCUGUUCGAAGAUGGCUCCGCGCAGGAGCCGGUCACUGGAACUGCGGUUCCCUGGAUAUGUAUAAGAUCUAUGAGAUCUAUGGCGUUGUUGUUUAUUUGGGGGGGCUGUUUAUGAGGGACGUUUAUGAUAUCAAUAUGUUUGGCCCAUCAUGUAUACUUUGUCUAGAUAAGCAGCUCGUUGGAGCUACGAGCAAACGAAAGGAACGAGU